Molecule: messenger RNA, 2243 nt
Organism: Aethalodelphis obliquidens (Pacific white-sided dolphin)
Lineage: Eukaryota; Metazoa; Chordata; Mammalia; Artiodactyla; Delphinidae
Gene: CRYL1
Product: crystallin lambda 1
Exons: 7
Coding region: 1011-1814 (267 amino acids)
Biological process (GO): fatty acid metabolic process
Molecular function (GO): L-gulonate 3-dehydrogenase activity; NAD+ binding
Source: RefSeq, a predicted model, not a curated record
AGGGACUUACUGUACAUUCUGUGGGUUCAGACAUAUGGACAUGUAUCCACCAUUAUAGUAUCAUAGGAAAAGUUACUGCCCUAAAAGUUUCCUGUGUUAUCAAAUGAAACUUCACGUGCCUGAUGCACAGUGAGGCCCAAAAAACCAAAAUGGCAGAGUAUGGAGCAGAGAAAGGUUUACUGCAGGGCCAAGCAAGGAGAACCGGCGGCUUGUGCUCCAAAGACCCGAACUCCCCAGUGGUUUUUAGGGAAAAGUCUUUAAUAGGCAAAAUUUGGGGUGAGCGCUUCAGGGUGUGGGACUUCCUUCUGAUUGGUUGGUGGUGAGGUAAGAGGGCGGAGCUUCAGGAAUCAUGUGCUCAGCCUGAAGUUACCAUCCUCCACCUGGGUUCUGCAGAAGAGCUCAGACAGGUAUUGCGAUGUGUAUUCCUUGAGGAGGAAGGAGGAGGGACCCCGCCCCAAGGCUGCGCUAUUUCCUGACCGCUCCUCCCUGGUCUCUGCAUCCCCUCCCUUCCCUGAUCAGCAACUGUUUGAAGCUGCCCUUUGGAACUCAGGGAAGGUCUAUGAGGCUGAACCCUUUUUCCUGCCAACAAGAAAAGGGGACACAAAAAGGCUUUUGUACCCGGGAGGGCCCCGCAGGGUCCUGCUCCAUUUCACCUGUGCUCCCUCCUCCCAAGCCCUUGUCAGCCACUGAGCUUUAUACUGUAGCAGUUUGGAAUCACAGUCUGUAGCCUGUUCACGUGGACUUCUUUCAUUUAAUAAUAUGCACUUAAGUUUUCCCCAUGUCUUUUCAUAACUCAUUCCUUUUAGCACCGAAUAAUACUCCAUUUUUGGGAUACACCGCAGUUUAUUUAUCCAUUUACUUACCGGAGGACAUCUUGGGCGCUCCCACAUUUUGACAAUUACGAACCAAGCUCCUAUAAACGAACAUCCACGCAGGUUUUUGUAUGGACAUGUUUUCAACUCCUAAGGGUGAAUACCAAGGAGUACAAUUGCUGGAUCAUAUGAAAAGAGAUGAAGUUGCUGGAGCAGUCGGGCUCCCUGAAAGGCUCGCUGGGCGCCGAGGAGCAGCUGUCACUCAUCAGCAGUUGUUCCGACAUCCGGGAGGCGGUAGAGGGCGCCCUGCACGUCCAGGAAUGUGUUCCAGAAAACCUCGAGCUGAAGAAGCAGCUCUUUGCUCAGCUGGAUGGAAUCGUUGGUGACCAAGUUGUGCUGAGCAGCUCCAGCUCCUGCCUCCUGCCCACCAGGCUGUUCUCUGGCUUGGUACACGUGAAGCAGUGCCUCGUGGCGCAUCCUGUAAAUCCACCCUACUACGUCCCGUUGGUGGAGCUGGUCCCACACCCAGAGACGGCCCCUGCGACGGUGGACAGAACCUACGCCCUGAUGCGGAAGAUCGGACAGUCCCCGGUCAGACUCAUGAAGGAGGUGGACGGCUUCGCUCUGAAUCGUCUCCAGUAUGCCAUCAUCAGCGAGGCCUGGAGGCUCGUGGAGGAAGGAGUAGUGUCCCCGGGCGACCUUGACCUCGUCAUGUCGGACGGCCUGGGCAUGCGGUACGCGUUCAUUGGGCCCCUGGAGACCAUGCACCUCAACGCCGAAGGUAUGUUAAGCUACUGUGACAGGUACAGCGAGGGCAUGAAACAUGUCCUAAAGACUUUUGGACCCGUUCCAGAAUUUUCCGGGGCCGCAGCUGAAAAAGUGCACCAGGCCAUGUGCGUGAAGGUUCCAGAUGACCCGGAGCACUUAGCUGCCAGGAGGGAGUGGAGGGACAGGUGCCUCAUGAGACUUGCCAGACUGAAGAGCCAGCUGCAGCCCCAGUGAAGCCUCGCGCGACCACUGCCGCCCGUGCUGGAGCCCGUUCGCUGGAAGCACGAGCCCCUGUCAGGUGGCUCAGAGACGCGGGGAGGCCUUGGGAGCCCAGCAGGCAGAGCACGACCUGCUCCCCACUAGGCAGGCGCCCCGGUGGACUGGGGGUCAGAGCAGCGCUGAGGUCUGCGGGCUGGCUCCCCUGCCACCAGGGCAGCCAAGAGAGCAAAUCGCCUGAAGAUUUUACCAUUUAUUUCCCGUGUGGUUCCAUGUGGAUGCCCUUCAUAGCCAGUGAUCGUAGUUUCAAGUUAUUUUAAUCUGCUGCACAAUAUUUUUAUCAUUAUUUUCUGACCUCUCGCUGAGUACUCUGCGGCCCUGCAUUUAUGAGGCAACCCCUUCAUUUUCUUGAUGCUUAUUCCAAAUAAAAGCGUUUGAUUCCAUAAA